Messenger RNA from Phytophthora infestans T30-4, 603 nucleotides. RefSeq lists its product as uncharacterized. The record is from RefSeq and is a predicted model, not a curated record. NCBI's taxonomy places the organism in Eukaryota, Oomycota, Peronosporomycetes, Peronosporales, Peronosporaceae. The coding region runs from base 1 to 603 and encodes 200 amino acids. The transcript is spliced from 3 exons.
AUGGCAACGACGGUUAAGAAGUGCCUCAAGCUGCACAAGCUCUUCGUAAACGAGCUGGCGCGCAGUACCCGUCUCGAGUCGGAAGGUUCUCAGGUGUUGUCCUCGCUUUCCAAUGUCAGUCAGCGAGUCCCAACCUUGUUGCAGUCUAGUAGUGCGAGAUCCGACGCGAAUAGUGACGCCGAGGGCAAUGUGGAGGUGAUGGGAGUGUUAAGCUACUCCUGCAACACUCAGGAAUUGCUACUUCAGAAGCACUUUUUGGCCAUGGAAAAGAGCCGCGGGUUCUUGGCGGAUAUUCUUCGGGACUACCAAGAGUUGCUUCGUCAUAUUCGGUCUUUUACGUGCGAGUGUGUGACACUUGUUGAUGACGCAUUCAUCGAAGGGGACGACUCUUUAAGUGUCGAGGACGAAAUGGCAAUUUUGACUUUCCCCUUGCAGCUGCAAGAGUGGAUGGAGACGGUGCUGGCAAUGCUUGAACAUGAAGUGCUGCGGAAAACGAGGCUCGUGGCGGACCUGGAGUACAAUGACACGGGGAGAUUGAGUCGUGUGGCCAAGCAGUGGAGCUCCCAGGGAGCCAUGGGCAACGUCGACAACGACUUCGGCUAA